Molecule: messenger RNA, 2902 nt
Organism: Petromyzon marinus (sea lamprey)
Lineage: Eukaryota; Metazoa; Chordata; Hyperoartia; Petromyzontiformes; Petromyzontidae
Gene: NADK2
Product: NAD kinase 2, mitochondrial
Biological process (GO): NAD+ metabolic process
Cellular component (GO): mitochondrion
Molecular function (GO): NAD+ kinase activity
Source: RefSeq, a predicted model, not a curated record
CGAUAAGCCAACUCCGUUGAGCUAUCACUUGUGGCCAGGUCGCUUCUUAAAAACAACUUAAGCUCAGUCGGCCUUACCUGGUAAAAUAAAUUAAAAAUUUAUAGUUUUAAAAGUACAGUCAGGGUCCUUGAUUAGUGAAAUGAUUUGGGAGUGGGAGGAGAGAGAAUAGGUAUUGUGGAAGACAGGAUGAUGAGAGAGGAGUUGGUGUGGAUAUGACGAGGACUUGAAGAUUUGGGAGGAGGGUUAACGGAGACUUGAGGAAUAGAGGGGGCAGUAGGUGAGGACUUUGAGAACUGAAGGACAGGAGUUCAGACGACUGAAGGACUUUGGAAGAACAGGACCGAGGAGAGGACUCGGGGCAGCCAGGAAUGAGGAAGAGAGGAGCGGGGAGGAGGAGAGAGCGGGGUUGACAAACUGGUGGUGGAGACCACGGUGUGGGGGGGGGAGGUGAGAGAGCACUUGCUGGGCUCGAGCUGAUAGGAAAGGAGAGGAGUGGGGAACAGUCGGAGGAAGAAGGGUGACAGGAGGAGAGGUGGUCGCGCGUGGUGGUGGUGGUGGAGGAGGAGGGGACAAUCGGACUCCCCUCGGACUCAUUCGGCGGUGCCAUGCGACUACUUCUCUGUUCGAGGUUCCUCUUAUCCCCGCUGGGCCGCAGAGCCCUGAGCGUCUCUCCCUGUCCCCACACUUCACCACCACCAUCACCACCACCACCGUCACCACCCGGUUUGGCUGCGUCUAUCGGAGAGGCGACGUCGGCGGCCGCGAGAUCAUCGGGCCGCGUGGACGCCGAGGGCGGUCGGUCGGGCUGCGACGGCCCGGCGAGGCGUCACUUCCCCGGCGGGCCGGGCAGGCGAGGCGCGGGCUCCGCGGAGCCGCCCCGCGUGUCUCGGGCUCUGGUGCUCGAGAAGACGACCCGCUACGAGUUCGAGCAGCAGCGAUACAAAUGCGCCGCCCUGUCCGAGGAGGACCUCAGGCAGCUGCUGGCAUUGCGGGGCUCCAACUACGGCGGCCUUCUGGAGCGCUACCACGUCCACCGAAAGCACGUCCUUCACCUCAUCAGCAGCUUGCAGGAGAGCGGCGUGGAGGUGCGGGUGGUGAAGAGGCACGACUACUGCGAGCAUGACGUCAGUUGGGCUGACACCAUCAUCUCUGCGGGAGGCGACGGCACGCUGCUCUUGGCGGCCAGCAAGGUCCAUGACCCCCGGAAACUAGUCAUUGGUGUCAACACCGACCCGGAGAGGUCUCAGGGCCACCUGUGCCUGCCCGUCUGCUACACCACCAACAUGCCCCUCGCGCUGCAGAAGCUACAGAAAGGUGAUUUCAGGUACCUUUGGCGCCAGCGCAUCCGCGUCGAGACGGACGGCUCGGGGCUUGGACUCGUGCCCGUGGACCUCCACGAGCAGCAGCUGAGCCUGGCGCAACACCGUUCAGCGCACCUAGCCGCCGCUGCCAAACACGCAGGGUCGACACUGGGGUUGGUGAGCGGGCCCAAGCGACUUCCUGUGUGCGCGUUGAACGAAGUCUACAUUGGCGAGUCCAUCUCCUCCAGGGCCUCCUACUACGAGCUAAGCGUGGACGGGGGCCCCUGGGAGAAGCAGAAGAGCUCCGGGAUCAGCGUGUGCACUGGCAGCGGCUCCAGCGCCUGGUCGUACAACAUCAAUAAGAUUGGCUGUCAAACGGUGCAGGAUGUUCUAACAAUAGCUGCCGAUAUCAGUGGACAGUCCAUGCCCAACGACGCGGAUUUCUGCAGGACAGUGAUGGAGCGGUAUUGUUCCUCGCUGGUGUUUGACCCUGAAGAGCCGCAGAUGUUCUUCAGCAUCCGGGAACCGAUCGUCAACCGCGUUUUCUCCAACUCGCGCCCGCACGGCCACGCCACCAGGAUGACGAUUCGCUCGCGGUGCUGGGACGCCUGCCUGGUGCUCGAUGGCGGAACCUCCUUCGAGUUCAACGACGGAGCGAUGGCCACGCUUUCCACGCACCCGGACGAUGCACUCAAGUCCCUGCACCUGGACCCCUGACCACGAGAGCCCCCUCCGACCCCGCCCCCUUACCUACCCCACUCCCCCCCCCCACCCCACUCUCCCUCCUCCCCCACCCUUACCGCUCGGCCGCCACUGGCUGCUCGACGCCCCCGUUACGCACGGAGGGAGGACCCGGAGGACGAUUUGAGACGCGUUCACCGCCAUCGCGUCCGCGGUGUCAGGAAGCGCUCCUGCAGUGUAUCGGAAGAUUCGGAAUAUUUAUUUAAUACUGCGGGAAUCCGAUGGGCUAUGAAAGCUCUCUUUCACACGGAUGUCCAGUGCGCGACAGGCCGGGCUGUGAUCAGGUUAUUCAAGUAAUCGGUGGCUCUCUCGGUCACCGGGCUCGGUUUACUCGACCGAUCGGAUCCACGCGAAAACAGCCGGAGAACAAGAGUCUCACCACUGCGCCCACCCCCCCCCCCCAGCGCGUGCGAUGACGAACGUGUCUUGGUCACGAUGUCCGCAUCAUCAUCGGCCACAUCGCGCACUGGGCCUGGCUCCUAGGGGGGUUUCCCGCCUUCACAAGGCAGAAUGUGGGGAGGACGGACGCGAAUUUUAAAGGUGGCCAGGGGGGGGGGGCCCGAGUUAUCGACCACAAAAGGAAAGCAGUCGAUUUACAAUUCCGAGGCGAUUAAUCAACGAAUCGUCCCGGCGGCUCUCGUCCUGUUUGACCGCGGGGUCCCUGAAGCCUCUGUAGCGUGCCAGCUAGUGAUGUCAGCAGCCCACUCAGAGGGUACAGGUCCCGAGUUUUGCUAAACCAUACUUCCUGAAAUUACGACGCACUUCCCCCCCCCACCCCCCAGCGUUUUAAGAAACGGUUGGGGGGGGGGGGUGCCUCUUACAAUCCGGUAGGUGUGUGUGUGUGUACGAGCGCGUGUGCG